GGAAUUAACUAAAUAAAAAAGAAACAAAAAAUGGCAGUGGCGGUAAAGGCAACAGCUAUCCUUCAGCGACAACCACCAGUUCCGAUACUUACACAACGCCGUGCGGCAAACUUGCUUAAUGUUCGCCGGAAAAUCAUCGGCGGAAGUUCUUUCGAUGGAAUCAAUCUGAGUAAGAGUUAUUCUAUCUCAUCGGCUUCUGGAAUUUGCAGGAGUACAAGCGCGAGUGCUACCAGCGAUGAGAUAAGAGACGAUGAGGUUUUGCCAAUUACGCCGUUGGAAGUGAAUCAAAUCAAAGAUAGGUGCAGUAAGUGGGAGUGGAGAGGUUACACUAUUAAUUACUUGAAAUAUGAAGGACAAAAUUGUCAGAAAUCAAACCCUCCGCUGCUUCUUGUUCAUGGUUUUGGUGCCUCUGUUGCUCAUUGGCGCAGGAAUAUCCCAACUUUGGGUGAGACCAAUACAGUUUAUGCCAUUGAUCUUCUUGGUUUUGGUGCUUCUGACAAGCCUGCUGGCUUCGAAUACACCAUGGAAGCAUGGGCAGAGUUGAUAUUGGAUUUCGUGGAUGAAAUUGUCCAAAGGCCUACAGUGUUGAUUGGGAACUCUGUUGGAAGUCUUGCUUGUGUUAUUGCUGCUGCAGAUGGUCAGCAGUCACAGGUUGAAGGGCUUGUUUUGCUCAACUGUGCGGGUGGCAUGAACAAUAAGGCGAUAGUUGAUGAUUGGCGAAUUAAGCUUAUAUUUCCUUUAUUAUUGUUAAUUGAUUUCUUGUUGAAGCAAAAGGGAAUUGCAUCAUUCUUCUUUGAACGUGUCAGGCAAAGAGAGAGUCUUAGAAACAUCCUAUCAUCAGUUUAUGGAAACAAGGACUCUGUGGAUGAAGAUCUCAUACAGAUAAUCAGGGAACCAGCACUUGAUGAAGGGGCACUGGAUGCGUUUGUGUCCAUUGUGACAGGGCCACCUGGGCCAAGCCCGGUCCAAUUGAUGCCAAAAAUUAAACUGCCGGUCCUGAUUCUAUGGGGCAAUGAAGAUCCGUUUACGCCUCUUGAUGGGCCGGUUGGUAGAUACUUUUCAUCAUUACCAUCUCAAGUUGAAAAUAUUAGUCUUUAUGUAUUAGAAGGUGUGGGACAUUGCCCUCAUGAUGAUAGACCAAAUUUGGUCCAUGAGAAGCUUGUCCCAUGGCUUGCUACUCUUCCUUCUUCAUAGAAACUUUCUUUGGAUUCCCUUCUUUUAACUUGCAUUUGUAGGUAUUUAUACGUGUGUGUAUAAAUGCAUCAAUUUGUAUAUCAAGCUUCUUGUAUUAUAUAUA
Messenger RNA from Lactuca sativa (garden lettuce), 1297 nucleotides. RefSeq names its product alpha/beta-Hydrolases superfamily protein. Gene Ontology annotation, biological process: chlorophyll metabolic process. Gene Ontology annotation, molecular function: chlorophyllase activity. The record is from RefSeq and is a predicted model, not a curated record. Gene Ontology annotation, cellular component: chloroplast. NCBI's taxonomy places the organism in Eukaryota, Viridiplantae, Streptophyta, Magnoliopsida, Asterales, Asteraceae.